This is a messenger RNA of Suricata suricatta (meerkat), 4257 nucleotides long. RefSeq names its product glutamine rich 2 (gene QRICH2). The transcript has 21 exons. Bases 254 to 4225 code for a protein of 1323 amino acids. The record is from RefSeq and is a predicted model, not a curated record. Lineage: Eukaryota; Metazoa; Chordata; Mammalia; Carnivora; Herpestidae.
GGCGCAGGCGCUGGAGAGCCGGGUGGAAGACCUCGGCCAGCAGCUCACGGCCGUCGCGAGCCAGGUGGAGGGCAUCGCCAGCCACGUGCAGCACCUGACCGGUCCGGACUGGCGGGCCGCGGACCCGCAGCACUGGCUGGAGGACGGGAGGGCCCCGCCGGCGCCGGGGAGGGCGCUGCCGGCACCGGGGAGGCAGCGAACCCCGUCGAGGAAACUCAGCAAGGGCAGCGAGCUGCCCGGCACCACCAAGGCCAUGGAGAUGCUGCACGAUGUCAUGGAAGAUGUGAAAACCCUGAAAGAAGCCAAGGAAAAGGCGCAGGACCAUUCCGAGAAAGUCUUCCAAAGGAUGAAUGAACUGGAGAAGAUAGUCAGAGAACGGGACGCAUUCCUGGAUCUAGUGGGCCAGAAGCUGAGCUUGAAGCCUAUUGGAGAAGAGGUCACAAUGGUCACCUGGGAGGAGCUGGAGCAAGCCAUCACUGACGGCUGGAGGGCCUCGCAAGGGUUACUGACCUCUGGUCAGGGCUCAGAGACAACCCUUAAACGCAAAAAGAAGUCUUCCUUAACAUCAGAUGACGGAGCCUCCACAAGCGCUGACCAGACUCUGGAUUCCGCCAGUGGGCGUGUUUUGGAUCAGACCUUAUCAGGAAUCAGUGCCGGAGGACUCCCCUCUGAGGGACGGAGCAGGAAGCGAAGCAAAGGCGUCCCCGUCACCGCAUCCCCUGGUAAAGCACAGCACCCACGGGCCCGUGAUGAAGCCGGCCCGGCCAAGUCCCAUCAGCCAUCUGUGUCCCAAUUCAAACUAGAGUCGGACCGUCACAGGCCUCAAGAACUGCCGCCCCACAUCUUAGCACGUCUAAGAAAAGAUGAACGAGAGGCACACCCUGGUCUCCUUCAACAAGACUUACCCUCAGCCACCGUGAUCGGAGGUCAGCCUCUUCUUGUUUACCCGGAUCAGCAGGGAGGCGUUCCUGUUAGCUAUGGUCAAAUCUACCCAAGGCCAGACCAAUACGGAGCAGGGCCGCUUGACCCGGAUCAACUUGCAUCGCUCCAUCCGAGCACCUACCCGCACAGUGCGGUACCCCUCAGCCUGGGGCAGCCCGGUGUGAUGCCACCUGGAAUGGCCGAGCAGCAGUUGGUACUACGUGGCAUGGAACAGCAUGGUGUGGUCCCGCCUCAGCCCGGUUUGGGGCAGCCUGGGGCAGCUCAGCCCGGUUUGGGGCAGCCUGGGGCAGCUCAGCCCGGUUUGGGGCAGCCUGGGGCAGGCCAGCCCGGUUUGGGGCAGCCUGGAAUGGAUCAGCGUGGUUUAGUCCAUCCUGGCAUGGAUCAGCGAGGUUUGGUGCAACCUGGUAUAGGUCCGCCUGAUUUGCCCCAACCUCAAAUGGGUCAGCCCGGUUUGGUCCAGUCUGGUGCAGGUCAGCCCGGUUUAGUAGAACCUGGUGCCUAUUCACAAAGUUUGGUUCCACCUGGUGCCCAUCCUCGUGGUUUGGUCCAGCCUGGUGCCCAUCCUCGUGGUUUCGUGAAGCCUGGUCCUGAUCGCCGAGGCUUGAGGAAAGCUGGUGUAGACCAACAAGGCUUGACACCACCAGACACAGGGCUUCGUGGCUCUCCAACAGUCCACCAAGAGUCUCUAAGAUUUGUAUCGCCUGAUCCAUAUCAGCAGGGCAUACCUCCUAAGAAAGGUCACCAUGGCCAGGUGUCACCGCCCCUCGCCAGUCAAGGCUCGGCAUCACCAGGUGCUGCCCAAGAGGGUAUAUCAGAAACUUACCAGCAAGGCUUGAUACACCCUGGCAUAGACCAGCGUGGCCAGAUAAAACCAAGCGCAGACCAGCAGGACCGUCCAUUCUCUAUCGCAGAAUCCCAUGACCUGAUGUAUCCUGGCCCUCGUGGCCCAGGCUUCCCUGGGGUAAGUCAGUAUGUCCAGGUCAGUUUGGAUCCAAAACAAAUAUAUACUUCAGACCAGCCUGCCCAGACUACCCCAAGCCAAGAAGCCACCUUUGCCAAGAGCACAGUCUCUCUCCACGAUCUCUAUCGAGUCGCAUCGGAAAGGAGUGAUAUCCACAGCGAAAGACAUGAGUCACUGGAGAAAUUGUACCCCAGCUUCCCCAUAGCAAUGGAAACAUUUCAUCUGAUGGGAGAGCUCAUUGGCCUUUACGUAGAGCUCAAGGAGAAGAUGAGCGAGCUGGAGGAGGAGCAGGCUGGCCAGACCGACCUACAGAAGUUACAGUACUUGCUUACGCUCAUGGUCAAAAAGACUAUAUCGCCUGACCUGCAGGAACAGCUGAAGACCUUGACCAAAGAAGUGCGGCAGGAAAAAGCAAAAGUGGACAGAAUGCAGAAGCUCCUGGAGGGCGACGUGGAGCCGGAAAUAGGAAAAGAGAUGAAAGAGGAUGAGCUGAGCGUGCAGCUGGGAAUCCUCAGAGUCACCGUGGCCGAUAUUGAGAAGGAGCUGGCAGAACUCAGGGAGAGCCAAGAGCGGGGCAAGGUCAGCAUGGAGCACUCAGUCUCUGAGAUCUCCGUGUACCUGCAGGACCAGCUGGACAAGCUCAGGAUGAUCAUCGAGAACAUGCUGGCCUCGUCCUCCACGCUGCUGUCCAUGAGCAUGGCUCCUCGCAAGACGCCGGUAGCCCCGACGCCUGGCGAGAUUGACCCCCAGGCCACCUGCCCUUCCUGUAGCCUGGACCUGAGCCAUCAGGUCAGCCUGCUGGUGCAACGCUAUGAGGAGCUCCAAGACAUAGUCACCAGUCUGGCCGCCGCCCGGCCAUCCAAGAAGGCCAAGCUCCAGAGACAGGAUGAGGAGCUGCUGGGCCAAGUCCAGAGGGCCAUCCUGCAGGUGCAGGGCGACUGUGAGAAGCUCAACAUCACCACCAGCAGCCUCAUCGAGAACCACCGGCAGAAGCAGAAGGACAUUGACGUGCUGUACCAGGGUCUAGAGAAGCUCGAGAAGGAAAAGGCCAACAGGGAGCACCUGGAGAUGGAGAUGGACGUGAAAGCUGACAGGAGCGCCCUGGAGGCCAAAGUGAGCCGGGUGCAGUUUGACGCCACCACGGAGCAGCUGAACCACAUAAUGCAGGAGCUGAUGGCGAAGAUGAACCGCCAGGAGCAGGACUGGCACAAGAUGCUGGACAAGCUGCUGCUGGAGAUGGACAGCAAGCUGGACCGCCUGGAGCUGGACCCCGUGAAGCAGCUGCUGGAGGAUCGGUGGAAGGCCUUGCGGCAGCAGCUCAAAGAGCGCCCCCCACACUACCAGGCGGACGAGGCAGCGGUCAUGCGGAGGCAGCUCUUGGCACAUUUCCACUGCCUCUCCUGUGACCGUCCCUUGGAGACGCCUGUGCCUGGACAAAUGAUCCCUGUGAUUCCCAUGGGCCCAGGCCUGCCCGGGCACUGUUCCACCCGCCCCUACAUGGUCUUUGAACUGGAGCAGAUCCGGCAGCAGAGCCGCAACCUAAAGCUGGGCUGCACCACCUUCCAUCGGGGUGACUUCGCGGGCACGGAGCGGAGCGUGGGGCGCCUGCGCACCAUGCACUCCAGGAUGCUGAUGGACAUUGAGAAGGUGCGGGUCCACUUUGGAGGCUCAGUCAAGGUCAACAGCCAGAUGAUCCACGAGCUUCUGCAGGCACCGUGCCUGAGCUCCCCCUGCCACAAAAGGGUGCCCAAUGCGGCCAACUAUACCUACUCGAGCAUGCCACGGCACUGUGGGGGCAGCCACACCCUCACCUACCCCUACCUCCGCACCCGCCUGCAGCACCUGUCACAGGGCCUGUGCCCCACAGAGGAGAUGCAGAUCGCCGUGAAGCACGAGGAGGUGGAUAUCUUGGGCCUGGAUGGACAUGUUUACAAGGGACGGGUUGAUACAAGGCUGCCGGGCAUCCUGACCAAAGACACGCCAGCCCUAGCGCCAGCCUUAGGACUGACCAAGCACAAGUCCAAGCAUCCCCAGCGGCACGUGCACCUGCCCCGGCAGCCGUCUGUCAGUGACAGCAGCCAGCGCCUCUCCAGGUCUCAGAGUACUCACGUGCUGGCGGGCAGCAACUCAGCUCCUUCCCGUCAGCGGAAAGACAGACCCGUCUCCUUGGAGGGGCACCUCUCCCAGUCAAAUGUGGCCCAUCCGCCCAGCCCCAGCGAGGUGGCAAACCCGCCGGCCGAUCUGAACGUGAACCCGGAUAUGCCUCCGGGGGAGGGGCUCGAGGAGCCCACCCGGGGGCCGAGGUCCGCCAUCCCUCAAUGAGCAAAGUGACCAAUAAAUGUUUAGGAAGCAGC